Molecule: messenger RNA, 822 nt
Organism: Pestalotiopsis fici W106-1
Lineage: Eukaryota; Fungi; Ascomycota; Sordariomycetes; Amphisphaeriales; Sporocadaceae
Exons: 3
Coding region: 1-822 (273 amino acids)
Biological process (GO): (1->6)-beta-D-glucan biosynthetic process; fungal-type cell wall biogenesis
Cellular component (GO): endoplasmic reticulum membrane
Source: RefSeq, a predicted model, not a curated record
AUGCGUCUCUCAAUAGCAGCUCUGGCUGCUGGCUGCGCCACGGCCCAUGCCUUCGCGAACACGUCGCCCUUUGUUUUGUUCUCGACCGAGAAAAUCGAGAACACAGUUUCGGAUGAGCUCCAAGCCAACCAGUCGGUCUUGAAGGCCACUGGCGACUUCCUAUCCAGCUGCCCGACGAAGCACUAUCUGCUAGUAUCGCAACCGAACCUCAACAUUGAGCAUCUAAACUCGAAGGCCGCUGCCCCCAAGCUGCAGGCUGCCCUAUCAUCUACACAGGUCCAGGGCCGGAUGAUGGUUUCGGAAAUGAGCGGUGUCGUUGAUCUGCAACAAGUUGCCUCCAGCAUCAGAGAGAACUGUCAGGCAGCCGGCAAGACGCCAUCUAUUGAUUCGAUGGUCUUGGACGCCGUUCCUACCGCUGGCCGUUACCAGGAUGUCGUGGAGAACCUCAUUGACAGUGACAAUGAUGUGGGCGUGGUUCUACAGCAAUAUGAUGCCGCUGGCGACUUUACCGUUAUCUACACCGCGGGUGCUCGCACGGACAGAGCCGAGGAUAAGCACUACGAGGCCGAAUUCAAAGACACCACACACCAGGAGCUGAAGAGACAGGUUGGCUCGGUCAAGCGGGAAAAGGAGGAGAGGGAUACCAGGCCACUGUUUGAGAAGUACCAAUUUUUCACACCUGGCAUCUUUAUGACUCUGGUUGUCCUCCUAAUUCUGUUUUCCAUGUUGGGAGUCGGCAUCAACGCUCUUGGCAGCCUGCAGGUUCCAUACGGUGCUUUUGACAAGGAGAUGGGCCCUGCUGCUCAGAAGAAGCAACAAUAA